Pseudo-nitzschia multistriata is the source of this 1519-nucleotide messenger RNA. Lineage: Eukaryota; Bacillariophyta; Bacillariophyceae; Bacillariales; Bacillariaceae. The record is from the annotation of a GenBank genome assembly.
CGAAAACAUCACCAAUGCUUGCUCAAUUGCCAUGCAGGGAUGAAAUGUUUGAAAAAAGGAUGAUGAUUCUUCUAGUCAGACGAUUUGUCCUUUUUUGGAUAAGAAAGAAGAAGGAGUCACUUUAUUUUUGCACAUCACUCAAUCGCACACUCUAGAUUGUCAAUUUUUCAAAACUAAGCCAAUUUACCAUGAAUACCUCAAACAUUACCAAGAACCAAUCUGUUGGGGACAUGAGCGAUGUUACAACUGUUGCAUCAUCUCUUGGAGGAUCGUUCCCGCCUUCGCCCGCUUCCUCUGUUGCAUCCGAGUCGGUUCGAUCCUGGAUGGACACCGAGCUUGUUGAACCUCAUGUUGGAUACAAGAAGGUGCUUGUCACCGGUGGAGCUGGCUUCAUCGGCAGCCAUGUGUCGGAAUACCUUCUCGCUCGUGGAGAUGAUGUUGUGAUCAUUGACGAAAUGAAUCACUACUACGACGUGAACAUAAAAGAAUCGAACCUCAAGCUUCUUAAAGAAUCCUAUCCAGAAGAGGGUCGAGUAACGAUUUACCGCGGUGACAUAUGCGACAGAGAUCUUUUAGAAAGAAUAUUCGAAACAGAAAACAUCAAAUGGGUUUGCCACAUGGCUGCACGUGCGGGUGUCCGUCCUUCGAUUCAAGAUCCUUUUGUCUACAUUCACUCGAACAUCAACGCUACAACCCAUCUAAUGGAACUGUCGCACAAGCAUGGCAUACAAAAUUUUGUCUUCGCCUCUUCCUCAUCUGUAUACGGGGGCUCGAAAUCCACCUUUUUCUCCGAAGACGAGGUUGUCGAUCAUCCGGUAAGCCCUUAUGCCGCCACCAAAAAAGCAUGCGAGCUUUUGGGUUAUACCUACCACCACUUAUACAAUCUGAAGGUAACUGGCUUACGAUUUUUCACCGUGUACGGUCCGCGCGGACGACCGGAUAUGGCCCCAUUCAAGUUCACAGAUCGUAUCUAUCGUGGCGUCGAGAUGCAACAAUUCGGCGACGGCUCCUCGAGUCGUGACUACACAUACAUUUCCGACAUUGUCGAUGGUGUAGUCCGUGCGAUCGAUCGCCCUUACGACUACCAGAUCUUCAACCUCGGAAAGGGCGAUGGUACAUCACUGAAGAAAUUCAUUGGCUUGGUACAAAAAUACGUCGGCAAGAAGGCGAUCAUCAAGGUCCUCCCCGAUCAACCCGGUGACGUCCCGUACACGUGUGCCGAUGUCGCGAAAGCCAAACACUUGCUUGGCUACAAGUCAAAGGUGUCGUUUGAAGAUGGAAUCAAACGAACCGUGGAUUGGUACAAACGCAGUUAUGCCACACAAAAUAACGAACAAAAGAAUGAAUGCCAACAGACAAUACCUGUGGUGCAAAUGGCACAACUUGCUGUCUAGUGGGAAUGGUAUCGACUCGGUAGAUACAACUGUAUACUAGCUUAAUUAAACGAAGAAAAAGGAUUGCGUUACCGGUAAUUUUCUACUUGUUCUUGAAAGCGAUAUGAUAAAGGUAUUCACACAGU